This is a messenger RNA of Zophobas morio, 1016 nucleotides long. Its product is annotated as serine/threonine-protein phosphatase 4 catalytic subunit-like. The record is from RefSeq and is a predicted model, not a curated record. Lineage: Eukaryota; Metazoa; Arthropoda; Insecta; Coleoptera; Tenebrionidae. Bases 102 to 1016 code for a protein of 304 amino acids. Gene Ontology annotation, molecular function: protein serine/threonine phosphatase activity. Gene Ontology annotation, biological process: double-strand break repair via homologous recombination. Gene Ontology annotation, cellular component: nucleus; cytoplasm. The transcript has 10 exons.
GCCGGUUGGAUAACUUUUCGGGUUCUCCAUUUGACCCCUCAAGUAUUUUAUGUUGCGGAAGAAAAGUUUGUGAAUUUUGUUCGUCAUGAUUAGUAUGGAACAUGUCAGAUCUUGAUAGGCAAAUUGAAAAGUUACGUCGCUGUGAACUUAUUACAGAGUCAGAAGUUAAAGAAUUAUGCAAUAAAGCUCGAGAAAUUUUAGUUGAAGAAAGUAACGUCCAGAGAAUAGAUUCUCCUGUUACAAUUUGUGGGGAUAUCCACGGACAAUUUUACGAUUUAAAAGAAUUAUUUAAAAUUGGAGGAGAAGUUCCCGAGACUAACUAUUUAUUUUUAGGCGAUUUUGUUGAUCGAGGCUUUUACUCUACAGAAACAUUUUUGUUACUCCUCGCUCUAAAAGUGAGAUAUCCUGAUAGAAUAACACUUAUUCGUGGAAAUCACGAAUCGAGAGGAAUAACACAAAUUUAUGGCUUUUAUGAAGAAUCUCUUAGAAAGUACGGCUCAUUGAACGUUUGGCGGUACUGCACUGAGAUUUUCGAUUAUCUUUCGCUUUCUGCCUUGAUCGACGACAAAAUUUUUUGUGUGCACGGGGGCUUGUCUCCUUCUAUUUCUACAAUCGAUCAGAUUCGCACAAUCGACAGGAAGCAGGAAGUGCCUCACGAGGGGGCCAUGUGCGACCUUCUGUGGUCUGAUCCGGAGCACAUCGAGGGUUGGGGGCUCAGUCCUCGCGGCGCUGGUUAUCUCUUCGGAAGCGACGUCGUGAGAAACUUUAACUCAAUGAAUGGAAUCACUUUAAUUUGUCGGGCGCACCAGUUAGUAAUGGAAGGCUAUAAAAUGAUGUUUGACGAUUCCAUUUGCACCGUUUGGUCUGCGCCUAAUUACUGUUAUAGAUGCGGAAACGUUGCAGCCAUUCUUGAACUUGAUGAAAGUCUAAACACUAAUUUUAAAAUUUUUGAAGCUGCUCCUCAAGAAGAACGAGGUAUUCCUGCUAAACGCCCUCAAAUUGAUUAUUUUUUGUAA